Molecule: messenger RNA, 2106 nt
Organism: Phoenix dactylifera (date palm)
Lineage: Eukaryota; Viridiplantae; Streptophyta; Magnoliopsida; Arecales; Arecaceae
Product: lecithin-cholesterol acyltransferase-like 4
Biological process (GO): lipid metabolic process
Source: RefSeq, a predicted model, not a curated record
UUUCCCCCGCCUCUCGGCCUUUUUGCUUGUCUUCUCUGCCACUAUCUUUUCUUGAUUUCUUCUCCUUAUCACCCCACCCUUCACCGAAGCUCUCUUCUCCUCCCUUUCCUCCUCCCAAAUCCCUUCUCUCUCUUUGCUAUCUCAUGUAGGCCUUCUGCGGCUGUUUGUAGUACUAGGCUCUGAAUCUUUCUGGCGAGUUAAGGGUGGGGUUUCUUGGCCUGGAAUUUGUGGUGGGAGAUGGCAAUGCUGGUGGAGGAGCUGAUACAGUCCAUUAAUGAGCUGUUCUUGAAGGCUAAAAAGAAGAAGCAACCCUCCGUCGACCCGGAUCUUGACCCGGUUCUGCUGGUCCCGGGCAUCGGCGGCUCGAUCUUGAAUGCUGUCGAUGAGAGCGGCCGAGCCGAGCGGGUCUGGGUCCGAAUUCUUGGCGCCGACUACGAGUUCAGAACCAAGCUUUGGUCGCGCUUUGAUCCAUCCACUGGUAAAACAGUGUCCUUGGACGAAAAAACAAGAAUUGUUGUGCCCGAAGACAGAUAUGGACUAUAUGCAAUUGAUGUAUUGGAUCCUGACAUGAUCAUUGGACAAGAUGGUGUUAGUUAUUAUCAUGAUAUGAUAGAAGAAAUGAUCAAAUGGGGUUUUCAAGAGGGUGAAACCCUCUUUGGAUUUGGCUAUGACUUCCGCCAAAGUAAUAGGCUUCAGGAAACUCUAGAUAGAUUUGCUUCAAAAUUAGAUGCAGUAUACACUUCAACAGGAGGAAAGAAGCUAAUCAUUAUAAGUCACUCUAUGGGUGGGCUGCUGGUGAAAUGCUUCAUGUGUCUUCACAGUGAUAUUUUUGAGAAGUAUGUGAAGAGCUGGAUUGCAAUUGCUGCACCAUUUCAAGGUGCACCCGGAUAUAUUGCAACUACCCUCUUAAAUGGAGUGUCUUUUGUAGAAGGGUGGGAACGAAAUUUUUUCAUUUCCAAAUGGAGCAUGCAGCAACUGCUAAUUGAAUGCCCAUCUAUAUACGAGUUGAUGGCUUUCCCCCAGUUUUGUUGGGGCAACAUUCCUCUUCUCCAAUUAUGGAGAGAGAAGCAUGAUAACUGUGGCAAUUCGAUUACUUUGCUGGAGUCAUAUGAACCAAAAGAAGCUGUUUCUUUAAUGAUUGAAGCUCUUUCAAGCAACAUGGUUGCGCUUAAUGGAAUGCAGAUGCCUUUACCACUUAACUUAGAGAUUUUGAAAUGGGCUAAUGAAACUCGUGAAAUCUUGUCACAUGCUAAGGUUCCUGGAGCAAUUAAGUUUUACAAUAUAUAUGGGACUGACAAUGCUACACCUCAUACUGUUUGCUAUGGGAGCCAAGAAUCGCCCAUUUUAGAUCUGAAGCAACUGUUAUCAAUCCAGGCAAAGUAUAUAUGUGUUAAUGGUGAUGGGACGGUUCCAGCUGAAUCAGCAAAGGCAGAUGGCCUCGAUGCAGUGGCGAGAGUUGGAGUUCCUGCUGAUCAUCGUGGAAUAAUCAGCAGCCGUCAUGUAUUCAGAAUAUUGAAGCAGUGGCUGAAUGCAGGAGAACCUGAUCCUUAUUAUAAUCCUUUAAAUGAUUAUGUGAUUAUUCCCACUGCCUUUGAGCUUGAGAGGCACUAUGAGGAAUGGGAUGUUGUAUCUUCAAACAGCAGUUCUUCUUCUAAGGAAGUAGCUGAUUAUCCAUUACUGGUGGGUGCUUUAUCAAUUUCACACGACGGAAAGGUGCAAUCGCAAGCAGAGGCAGAGGCCACUGUUGUUCAUCCUCAGAGUGAAGGGAAGCAGCUUGUGGAGCUAAGAGAGUCUUACUUUGGAGCACCAAGGUAAAAUGACAUUAGCUGUAUAAUAUCCUUGGCCGAUGUUUACGUUACCCAUGGGUAAACUUACUGAGAUGGUGACUGUAGCAGUCGUGGAAUCAAACCCACUUAAUAUGACUGAGGAACUAUAUGGUAUAUAUGUAAUUUAUAGCUAUCCAAGUCACAAAUAAUUUAUGUUAUAUGUACUGUAAACUGAACAUGCCAGUGUCCUGUAGAAUGCUUUUGGAAGCAUUGGCCCAAGAUGCCUCCUAUGUAAACCUUUUGAAAUAAAGAUCCACUCCAUUAAUCAUGAUGUAAAAUU